AUGGAAGAUGACAAGAAUGAUUACAAUCCCGAGGAGGAAGUCACCACUGGAAAUUGGAACACCCCGAAGAUAGAAUUGAAAGAAGUGGAGAUAACGACGGGAGAAGAAGAUGAAAGCCUGUUUUGGUCAGGAAGAUCCAAACUGUACAGGUGGGUAGAAGGCGAGUGGAAGGAACGAGGACUAGGGGAAUCGAAACUGUUAUUACACAAGAAAAAAGGAAUCAUCAGGUUUCUUUUAAGACAAGAGAAAACACUGAAGGUUGUGGCGAACCACUAUAUUUACCCCAAUAAGUCCUACUGCAAACUCGUGCCCAACGCAGGGAGUGAAAAAAUUUACGCUUGGACAGUGAAAGAUUUUGCGGAGGAACCGAAAAUUGAGCAGUUUGCGUUAAAAUUCAAUACGGCGGAGGCGGCCAAGCUUUUCAAGCAGAAGUUUGAUGAGGCUGGCCAAGUGAAUUUGAAGCUGCUCGAUGAUAAUGGGCAGUUGAAGGGGAAGGUGGGGGAGGAAGAAGGGGAGAAGGAUGGAAUGAAGGAAAAAAAGGAACAGAAAAAUGAAGAGAAAAAAGAAAAGAAAGAGCAAGAGAAGGAGGAAAAGAAGGAGGAGAAAAAAGUCGAAACUGAUGCGAAGGGCAAAAAGGAAGAAGAGAAAGAGCAUGAGAAGAAGGAAGAACAAAAGGAGGACAAGAAGGUCCAAACUGAUGCGAAGGGAAAGAAGGAAGAAGAGAAGGGGAAGGAAAAGUCAAAGGACGCAGAUAGCGAUAAAACCAAAGGGACGGAUGACAAAAAUAAGGAAGACGACAAGGGAGCGGAGAAGUCGAAGGAAGAUUCCAAAAGGGGGGAGAAGGUGAAUAAGAAGAACGAGGAGGAAGAGAACAUCAAGCGAGAAAACUGA
Plasmodium inui San Antonio 1 is the source of this 891-nucleotide messenger RNA. RefSeq names its product small monomeric GTPase. Gene Ontology annotation, molecular function: GTPase activator activity. The transcript is spliced from 2 exons. Bases 1 to 891 code for a protein of 296 amino acids. Gene Ontology annotation, cellular component: nuclear pore; cytoplasm. Lineage: Eukaryota; Apicomplexa; Aconoidasida; Haemosporida; Plasmodiidae. Gene Ontology annotation, biological process: intracellular transport. The record is from RefSeq and is a predicted model, not a curated record.